UCUUAACUUGAAGAUUCUGAACACCCGUUGGUAAACCAAAGGGUUUACGACUUGAACUAAUAGGAAUGCCUUCCAAGAGGGCUGGUUGUCAAAUUGCAACAAAUUUAAAGAUGUUGCCAGUGGACCUAAAAUUACGAUUGGCAAAAUCAGAAUAACCUACAUAUCCGAGCAAAUUUAUCACCUGGAUCAGUAAACUGUGAAACCUAUACACACACACACCCAUUCCUAUUUUGAGUUCCUCCUACUUUGCUCUUCCUUCCUGUCUCGUUCUUGUAUCCGUGUUUUUGGGAAACAUCAACCGCAAAGGCAAUUGGUCACACUGUUGCUUAUGUGUAGUACUGUGUAUUUUCAGGAUCCUGACCUUCACCGGCCAAUCCCGUCCAUCAGGCGAUCACAUGCAGGACGAAGAGCCCCGUUCCUCGUCGAAUCGCGAUAAGCAUCGCGACGAGCAGCGGCACCGCGAUCGAGAUCGAGAGCGAGAUCGAGAUCGCGAUCGGGAUCGGGAUCGCCCGCACCGGAACCGAGACCGGAGUCGUGAACGUCGACGCGAUGACAAUCAUCGGGAUGAUCGCCACCGGACCACCGAUCGCUACCGGGGGGAAGAUCGGCACCGAGAGCGUUCCCAUAGGGAGCGAUCAGAUAGAGAACGUGACCAUCGCAGCAGUAGUAAACGGGAUCGCAGUAGAAAAAGUCGAUCGCGAUCGCGCGAGCGCCAGCGCGAUGGGUCACGUUCUCGGGAAGGAAGUACUUACUCCAAGGACCGGGAACGAGGUCGGAGAGAUCUGUCGAUUGAGAUUGAACAGGAGCUGCAAAAUUUGAGGAAACUAUCCGAUAUGAAAGCGGCAGCAGCAGCAGCCAGUGCAAAAUCGCGCAACGAAACAAACAAUAGCGAGACUGGAUCUGAGUUGAAAUCAAUGGAUGCGGAUAAUUCGAAUAGCAAUAGUUGUUCAUCGGUUGUUGAUAAGCCGGAACCUAAGGCCAGCUUUAGCAAAACAUUCAGCGCAAAUACCAACGGCAGUAGCUCCAAGAUGGAGUACGUUCCGGAGAUUCAAACCGAAGAGGAACGUAUCGAGUUCCAGAAGAAGAUGCAGGAAAAAUUGCAAGCUCAUCUGGCAGCCGAGGGUAAAUUGUAUCCCAAGCCAAAACCUUCGCCUGCGAUCAACACUGCAACGGGAUUUGCAAACGAUGGUUCCUUCCUGGAGAUGUUUAAGAGAAUGCAACAGCAAGUCAUUCCGGUGGAAGAAGAGUGCUGCGCCGCACAGAGUCAGUACUAUCCCCCUGGGGGCAGUGCAGCGGCAGUUCCACCAGCAGCAGUAGCAAUAGCAACAGUAGCUAGUUCGACUCAAGUGAAAGUGAUCCAGCAGCCCCAACCGCAACCAGUACCGGUACCGAUUGUGGGUCGAAGAAGGGGAGGGAAGAUUCUCAAAACGGGAAUAGUGAAGAAGCCAAAACCGAUCGAAGAAUCGUACGUCGAGACACCGAACGACGCAUGGAAUCUCUAUCUGCAGGAGGUCAAAAAGUACAAAAAUGCAUCCUGCGAUGCCGACUCCAAAACGCGGCCAUUGGUUAAAUAGAGAGUAUUGGGGGGUUCAGACCGUGGUAGUGCUGGCGUGAUAUUUUUUUUCUCUUCGGUAGAUGAAUGAGCGGAAUGAUUGUGAAUGAUGUAUGACUUUAUCGUAUUAUUCCUGUAACCAUUAUUUUGUAAGAACAAUCGAUAUGAAUUUUCCAACCAAUUUUGACUAACUAAAGGGAAAAUGGAUUGCAUUUCGGAUGUGACCCGGAAAACAGAUCAUCACUGACCGUUUAUUUACCUAAUGCAUAGUUUGUUGCCUUUCGCUUGUAAGAAUUUUAGGUGUGUAAGUCUUUCCCCGUCUGGUCAAAAUGCAUUUUCUUGAAUGACUCAAUCACGUGUCUGUUUUGUUUCGUGGAACAUGCACAAAUUGCAGUUGAUCAAUCACCAAGUCAAAGUAAUUUGUGCAUGACUGCAUCCGGUUAGGAUUGAUAUUUAAAGCCCAAUUGUUUCAUCUAUUUCUAUUAAAACUCGCAUC
Ochlerotatus camptorhynchus is the source of this 2048-nucleotide messenger RNA. RefSeq names its product zinc finger CCCH domain-containing protein 13. Gene Ontology annotation, molecular function: 5'-3' exonuclease activity; 3'-5' exonuclease activity. Bases 396 to 1574 code for a protein of 392 amino acids. Lineage: Eukaryota; Metazoa; Arthropoda; Insecta; Diptera; Culicidae. The record is from RefSeq and is a predicted model, not a curated record. The transcript has a single exon.